Messenger RNA from Lolium perenne, 1139 nucleotides. Its product is annotated as MYB-like transcription factor EOBII. Gene Ontology annotation, cellular component: nucleus. Lineage: Eukaryota; Viridiplantae; Streptophyta; Magnoliopsida; Poales; Poaceae. Gene Ontology annotation, biological process: regulation of DNA-templated transcription. The record is from RefSeq and is a predicted model, not a curated record. Gene Ontology annotation, molecular function: sequence-specific DNA binding; DNA-binding transcription factor activity.
AUCAAUCAAAAUUCAAAAGAGCGCUGCUAUCCGUCGCCGUCGGUACUCGUCUCUGCUCUACUUCUCCGAGCACAACACAUACUCUUCUUCAGUUCCGGAAGAAAACACCUGAGUAGCUAGGAUGGCGAGGAUGAUGUGUGGCCGCGCCGGCGAGCCGGCGGUGCGCAAGGGCCCGUGGACGCUGGAGGAAGAUCUGAUCCUCGUCGGCUACAUCUCCCAGCACGGGGAGGGCUCCUGGGACAACCUCGCGCGCUCUGCCGGUCUGAACCGGAACGGGAAGAGCUGCAGGCUGCGGUGGCUGAACUACCUCAGGCCGGGGCUGCGGCGCGGAAGCAUCACGCCGGAGGAGGAGAUGGUCAUCCGGGAGCUCCACGCGAGGCUGGGGAACAAGUGGGCCGAGAUCGCCAAGCACCUCCCCGGCCGGACCGACAACGAGGUCAAGAACUACUGGAGGACCAGGAUACAAAAGAAAGCACCCAGCUGCUGCCCGGCCUCCAUGGCGGUGAGCGAGGUGACGACGUCGUCUGUGUCGGCGUCGACGACGAGCCAGGCCAGCUCCACAGUGGGAGACGAGUACACGCAGACGAGCUUCGCUUACCCCGACCUGGGCUGGCCCGCCGCCGACCACCACGACGUGGCCGCCGCAACGACGCGGUUCUUGUCGGAGUUCAGCGACAACUUCUGGAGCGUCCAGGGCAACUUCUGGGAGGAUCUCCCGCCUUCAGGCCCGGGGUACGAAGCAAUCUCCGGCAGUGGAAGCACUAUAUAGACCCGGCGUACGAAGCAAUCUCCGGUAGUGGAAGCACUAUAGACCCGUCGCACGGCUGCAACUAGCUAGAUAUACAGAACGCGAGCUGUUGUUCUGUACUUGGAUACUUGCUAUUUUCAAACUUGGUUUUGGUAAUUCGUUUUUCUGGCGAGGUGAAGCCCUCCAUUUUCUGGCCUUCAGGCACUUCCUAGUUAAGCAGCUAAGCUAAAACAUGGAACUGCAUGUAGAACUGUAGAAGGAGAGUAGCACCUGUAACUACUUUUCUUCUGAAGCAUACAAUGUGCUGCUAUCUGUACUGGUACAACUGUGUACUAACACUACUGCAAACGGAAAUUUAACUAUAUAUGAGCUAUGGAAUGUGCAAGAAGUA